Miniopterus natalensis is the source of this 2877-nucleotide messenger RNA. RefSeq names its product 5-hydroxytryptamine receptor 7 (gene HTR7). Gene Ontology annotation, molecular function: G protein-coupled serotonin receptor activity. The record is from RefSeq and is a predicted model, not a curated record. Gene Ontology annotation, cellular component: plasma membrane. Gene Ontology annotation, biological process: smooth muscle contraction; vasoconstriction; chemical synaptic transmission. Lineage: Eukaryota; Metazoa; Chordata; Mammalia; Chiroptera; Miniopteridae.
AUGCACUUGGACGAGCUAAAUGAGUACCUAGAAGAAAGAAGAGCUUAUAAAAAGCCAAUUCCUGCAGUGACCGCCAGCCCCGCGCCCACCUGGGACGUGCCCCCGGACAACGCCUCGGGCUGCGGGGAGCAGAUCAACUACGGCAGAGUGGAGAAAGUUGUGAUCGGCUCCAUCCUGACGCUCAUCACGCUGCUGACGAUCGCGGGCAACUGCCUGGUGGUGAUUUCCGUGUGCUUCGUCAAGAAGCUGCGCCAGCCCUCCAACUACCUGAUCGUGUCCCUGGCGCUGGCCGACCUCUCGGUGGCCGUGGCGGUCAUGCCCUUUGUCAGCGUCACAGACCUGAUCGGGGGCAAGUGGAUCUUUGGCCACUUCUUCUGCAACGUCUUCAUCGCCAUGGACGUCAUGUGCUGCACGGCCUCAAUCAUGACCCUGUGCGUGAUCAGCAUCGACAGGUACCUCGGGAUCACGAGGCCGCUGACCUACCCGGUGCGGCAGAACGGGAAAUGCAUGGCCAAGAUGAUUCUCUCCGUCUGGCUCCUGUCCGCCUCCAUCACCCUGCCCCCGCUCUUCGGCUGGGCCCAGAAUGUCAACGACGACAAGGUGUGCCUGAUCAGCCAGGAUUUUGGCUACACCAUCUACUCCACGGCGGUGGCCUUCUACAUCCCCAUGUCGGUCAUGCUGUUCAUGUACUACCAGAUCUACAAGGCCGCCAGGCGGAGCGCGGCCAAGCACAAGUUCCCCGGCUUCCCGCGCCUGCCGCAGCCCGACAGCCUCGUCUCCCUGAACGGCAUGGUGAAGCUGCAGAAGGAGGUGGAGGAGUGUGCCAACCUCUCGAGACUCCUCAGGCACGAGAGGAAGAACAUCUCCAUCUUCAAGAGGGAGCAGAAGGCAGCCACCACCCUGGGCAUCAUCGUGGGGGCCUUCACCGUGUGCUGGCUGCCUUUCUUCCUGCUCUCCACGGCGCGGCCCUUCAUCUGCGGCACGGCCUGCAGCUGCAUCCCGCUCUGGGUGGAGCGGACAUGCCUGUGGCUGGGCUACGCAAACUCUCUCAUUAACCCUUUUAUAUAUGCCUUCUUCAACCGGGACCUGAGGACCACCUACCGCAGCCUGCUCCAGUGCCAGUACCGCAACAUCAACCGAAAGCUGUCGGCCGCAGGCAUGCACGAGGCCCUGAAGCUCGCCGAGAGGCCCGACAGGCCCGAGUUUGUGCUACAAAAGUCUGACUACUGUAGAAAAAAAAGUCAUGAUUCAUGAUCAAAAGCGAAAUCAUGGAGACGAACAAAACCAGGCAAGACAGAGGUGGAAACGGGACGAAAUCAUUUGCUCAGCCUGUGGAAUGCGGCUUCUGGUUUUUCUUGGGAUGGUUCAAACGUGACAAGACGAGCGGGGUGAUCUGUGGUACAAGCAUAUGAGGAGGGAGAUGGUGCCCUCUCCUUUUCUUUCCCUUGUGGAUCUGUGCUAUUGUGUGCAAAUGAAAAUAGUUCUCGGUUUAAGAAAGCGACAGCUCGCGAACAGAGCUGAGCUCCGGAAGGGAAACAGCUGCGGGUGCUUUGCAUAUGCCCCAGUCCAUGCAAGUGGACGCGGGUUCCAGCGGUGCCUCCGUGCUCCGAGUCUAGGCCCUGCGGUGGGGACUCGGGAGUCAUUCCCGAGGCAGAGUUCAUGUUGUUGUAGGACAGAAGGGUGUUUUUCCGAGCUAACUGCAGUAAGCAUAGUGUUGACUAUGUUGCAUGUCCCGUGUUAGAAAACAGAAUCCUGUCAUCAGCUCACACAAGUGAUUUCCCAGAGCAGUGUCUGUUUUAAGCUUCUGUCGCACAGUUUGGCUUUCCCGCAGGGUCCCUGUGACUUCCCUACCGAUGUACUUUCUUUGUGAACUCGCUUAUUGUUAUGGUAUAAUCAGGAACAGAUCUCAGGCUGGAGAGAAUCAUAAAAAGCCGAAUAAAGCUUUUGCUUGUGCUCACUUCCAAGGGGUCCUGAGAGGUGAGGAGGUUCCUUCCAUGAGGAUUUUUUACCUGACCGUACUGGGUGUCAACGUGGGUGUUGGCACUGAACUUUUGACUCGUUACACACGGGUGCCAUGGGCCCAGAAGCUGGUCCAUAGCUGUGUUUUGGGGGACAAAGUCAGGGAAUCACGGGGUUUUCAUGAAGGGUUGUGAUGCCUCUGGAAAUGAAGCAUCACUAUGUUCAUUCUCGUUGAGCAGCCUUUUGUUAAACUGAAUUGUGUGAGCCGGAGGCCACCUGGGACACUCACUAUUGGCAAACGCUCCAGAAUACCAUGCUGUUCCUUCUAGAGGAUUUGUUUUUGUGUUCUUUGUAUCUUAAAUCAAAUGUGUGCCUGGCCAAUUCUGUUUUCCUCCCUAAAGUAGUAGGCAUUAUGGGCAGACAGGGAAACAGAAAAGGUCCCUUUGAGGAUUGUAUUUUUUUGUAAUGGAACCGUGUGAUAUUAUGAGCUAGACAGAAAGACAGUAGAUCGGAAGAGUACCUCGAAGGGGAUGAAAUGAAUGCAAAACGUCAUUUGGUAAAAGAGAACUGCAAGAGAAUAUUAUUUUCCUACCAUACAUGUAGCCGUUUCCUCCCAGGAUACUGUGGAAUUCCAGCGUGGAUGAUGGAUUUCUUCCAACUAUCAUUGACAUUGCUUCUUGCCAGACACAGGGAGGGGGCCUGCUUUUCCGGAAAGGGGAGGUGGGGCCUGUCCUUUCAGAAUGAGCUGUACAAAUUCCUCAACUGCAGAUUUGCUCAAGUGACUGUAUAUACUGAUAUUCAUAAUUUAAAUGAUUAAUUCUGGUCAGAUCAAUGUUACAUUUGAAAAUGUUUUAUUACCUUACAGCAAAUAAAGUUUAUUUGUAGCUGUAAUAAAGCCACUUAAGUAAUGAUUUUUAA